UUCCGCUUUCGGCUCCCCAUUGACAGGGGGGAGAGGCCCAGUGGCAGGGGAGAGGCUUUGCGUUGAGAGAUACAAAUUAAAUAGAUCACAGUUUUACAGACGCGCAUCUAUCGUAGAGACGAUUACGUACGUGCGUUGAACUUGGUUCUCACACACUACGUCGCACAACCGAUGCUAAUCGAAGGUUAUCGAUAAGCGCGAUAGAUGACACCGGCGUGCUGCGGUGAUGUAUUGAGAGACGUGGUGCGCAAGAGAUGCAAUAGCAAUGCGUGGAUAGAGUUGGACACAGGACAGCCUCGUGUCGUUCCUGCGUGUGGGAUGUAUAUUGUGACGUGUAGAGUCAUGGGGACACUGGGUUAAGAGAUGUGUUGCAGCUGUUGGUGCAGACAGAGAUAGGGUUCGUGUAAAGUUAUGUAUGGAUAGGGUUAUGCACACAAGGGAAAAGGGGUACAGUGAUAUAGGGAUUGCUGUAGGCUUAUGGAAGUGGAGACUUGUAGGAAUGUGUAGAGUCGCAGACAAUAUUGUUAUAGAAUUAUGUAGAUGCAUUCGACAUAGGGAUGGGAGUAAAUCUGUUACCGUAGGAAAAUUUGUAAAGAAACACAUCACUGUCAGGCACCAAUGUAGAUAUGUGUCGAGUAUAAUAGAUGUGGUAUAAUAAGAGAUACUGCUAAAUAUGUAUUUGCAUUUAUAAGAGACACCAGUGCUCAUGAAUAGAUACGGAGGGCUUGCAUAGAGAUAGUUAUAGUUUCGGUGGAGACAGGUACUUGGUGUAGUUCUUAAAUUAUUAUAGACUAAUAUAGUUGUGGUCACAGUUAUCGGUAGAGGUGCUGACGCAUAUUUCGAGAUGCUGUACUCGUGAAAAAAAACCCAAUGUAUACAAUUAUUUUACAAGCUGUUGUGUAGUUGCUGAUAUAUUUCAUGGGGUGCAGUUAACACUCCGAGCUACUUGAUAAUUAUAGUGACAUUGUGUAAUGUUAAACACACACACACACCACUGUCUUAGAUUAUUCCUGUACACAUAACGACGCCACUCUGUACGCACAUCGACAAUCUCACGGCUCUUCAUCGAUCGCACAUCUUUCUCCUAAAGCCUUUUUUUAAAAAUAUAAAUAAACACAAUCAGGACGAGCACUGUCUCGCUUUCCCGAAGGCGUGGGGGGGGGGGGUGAGAAGCUGUGCAGUAAUAAUCGUGGCGAUUCGUACACGCGAGCCGGGCAUGGUUUUCUUCAAGACCUUCCUCCUCGUUCAGUGAGUCGAGACGCGAGGGACGACCGCCUGGAUUCCCCAGCCGCCUUGGACAGAUCAUGAUGUAUCCAGUGCUUCAUUUGUAAAUCACAAGGUGCCGGAACGCUAAGUACCUAUGACAGCGCAGGUACCGGAUCUGCUCAAAUAAGUCCCGGAACGCAGGCAAGCCAACACGCCGGCACAAAGUAAGCACAAAAAUGUAUAGAAAAAUGUGAUGUGACUGAAGGCAGCGAAAGCCCCGACAGUGGCCAGCAGCAUUUGAACCCCGUGGUCACACAAUGACGCUGCCUCAUAUAGUCCUCUCCUCUCCCUCUUUCGGCUCUCCACUGUGCGCGCACCGGAGCGCGUCAAAGCGCAGAUCCACAGCUCAUCCCGGCUCAGAUCCCCGUGCUUUGAACAGAGAAGCGUGUAUAGUAGCAGCCGCUACAGCUGUGUCUGCCUGUGAGUGGGGUGUGGGGACGAAAUCUGAUGGGAACGCAUUACCCCCCCUCCCCCCAUAAUCUACGCACCUGUUGUUACCGGAAAAAGCGGAAAUGACGUACAUUUGCGGAAAUUACGUCUCCGUGCGUCGCUGGUUGGCUAAACAAUUGACUAAAACUUUAUUGCGUGAGCGACAGCAAGUGGAAUAAAUAUAUAUCUUGUCACACAGCCCCAAUCAUGUCUUUUUCAAAGCCUGCAGUGAAAAGAAAGGUUGGUGACGAGCACAGACAAUUUAAGUUAAAGUGGGAGAUGCAAUAUUUCUUUGUUGAGCACAUGAGCACCCCGACGUGUCUUUUUUGUAUAGAAAAAGUUGCGGUGCACAAGGAAUACAACCUCAAACGUCAUUACUCAACUAGACAUGCUGAGGAGUAUGCAAAAUACCAGGGAGAUGAGAGAGCCAACCGGGUUGCCAAUCUUAAAACAUGUCUACUGAGGCAACAAAAUGUCUUCAAGAAAGCAACCAAAGAGAAUAAUGCAGCAGUCGAAGUAAGCUACGUGAUUAGUGAGAUGAUAGCUAAGGCAGGAAAGCCAUUCACAGAAGGCGAGUUUAUCAAAAAGUGCAUCUUACAGGCUGCAAGUAUAGUCUGUCCGGAAAAGAAAGGUCAGUUUAGCAACAUCAGCCUUUCUGCUAACACCGUGGCAGAGCGCAUUUCUGACCUGUCAAGUGACAUUUAUGAUCAACUGCGUGAGAAAGCCAAAUUUUUCAAUGCAUACUCAGUCGCUCUUGACGAGAGUUCAGACAUCACUGACACUGCCCAGCUCACAAUAUAUGUCCGUGGUGUUGAUGACAAUUUUGAAGUGAUGGAGGAGUUGCUCACAGUAAUUCCAAUGCAUGGCCACACCACCGCUCAGGAGAUAUUUUGCCAGCUGUGUGAUGCCAUUGUGAAUGCCGGUUUGCCAUGGAAGAAGUUUGUUGGAAUAACAACUGACGGAGCGCCAUCAAUGACAGGGAGGAAAAAUGGACUGGUGGCACUUGUUCAAAGAAAACUAGAAGAGGAGCGUGUGGAGGAGGCCAUUGCUCUGCACUGCAUCAUCCAUCAGCAGGCCCUUUGCAGCAAAUGCCUGAAGUUUGACAAUGUGAUGUCUGUUGUUGUGAAAUGCAUCAACCAAAUCAGAUCCAGGGGCUUAAAGCACCGGAUGUUCCGUACUUUUUUAGAGGAAAUGGAGUCAGAAUAUGAGGAUGUGCUCUACUUCACCGAGGUACGUUGGCUCAGCAGGGCAAACGUCUUGAAGAUAUUUUUUGAGUUGAGAGCAGAAGUGAAAGCCUUCAUGGAGAAGGAUGGGGUGGCUGUUCCUGUGCUAAGUGAUCCCAAAUGGCUCAUGGACUUAGCUUUUCUUGUUGACAUCACGCAUGAGCUGAAUGUACUGAACAAGAAGUUACAAGGCCAGGGGCAGCUCGUCAGUGCUGCCUAUGACAACGUGAGAGCAUUCUCCACAAAACUUGUGUUAUGGAAAGCCCAGCUCUCUCAGACAAACCUUUGCCAUUUCCCAGCAUGCAAGGCACUCCUGAAUGCAGGCACACCAUUCAGUGGUGAGAAGUAUGUUGCUGCCAUUUUGAGGCUACAGGAGGAAUUUGAUCACAGAUUUGCAGACUUCAAGACGCACAGAGCCACUUUUCAAUUUUUUGCGGAUCCCUUCUCCUUUGAUGUGUAAGAUGCCCCUCCUGUGCUUCAAAUAGAGCUCAUUGACCUGCAGUGCAACUCUGACCUCAAAGCCAAGUUCAGGGAGGUGAGUGGAAAAGAAGACAAGCUUGGGCAUUUUUUGCGAGAAUUGAACCCCAACUUCCCUGAGCUUUCCCGAAUGUUCAAGCGGACCAUGUGCCUUUUUGGGAGCACAUAUUUGUGUGAAAAGCACUUCUCCACCUUGAACUUCAAUAAGUCCAAGUACAGGUCCAGAUUUACUGAUGAUCAUAUUCAAGCCAUA
Lethenteron reissneri (Far Eastern brook lamprey) is the source of this 3648-nucleotide messenger RNA. Its product is annotated as general transcription factor II-I repeat domain-containing protein 2A-like. Lineage: Eukaryota; Metazoa; Chordata; Hyperoartia; Petromyzontiformes; Petromyzontidae. The record is from RefSeq and is a predicted model, not a curated record.